AGCACAUUAAAAGUAAAAAAAAGUAAAAGUAGCAUCUGAAAGUUUCUGUUCUCUUGGCUACCAGUUUUUGGCAAUUUAUUAAAUUAUUUAUAGGUAUAACUUUAAUUUUACACAAUGUCUCAGCAUUCAGAAAAAGAGUGUAUUGACGCUAGCACAACAAAUAUUAGUCUUUGCACAUCUCCUUUAAAUAAAUUUGUAUGGAAUAUGGCUAACACAAGAGUAUUAUUAGAUUUAUGGAAAGAUAAUUACAAUGCAUUAACAUCUGCAAGAAGAAACACAAAUAUUUACAAACAAAUGGCAGCUAAAUUUUCAAACACAUUUAAUAUCGUAUCUCCGUUAACUGGAUAUCAAAUUCAAUCUAAAAUUAGUAAUUUGAGGAAACAAUUUAGACGAGAAAAACUUCAAGUUGGUUCAUCGGGAGGAGCUCCUAGUAAAUGGUGGCCUUACAAUAUUGUUGCCAAAAUAAUAGGUGGUGAAGCUUCCCUUGACAAUGACCUUUUAUCUCAAAGUCAAAACUUUUCUACUCAAGAUUUUCAAGAUGGUCAGGGAAGGAAGGGAGUAAAAUGACUUCAAGUCAAGUCUUUCAAAGUCAAGAGAUAAAUUUUGAUUGAAACAUGAUUUAUAAUCAUUUCUCAAAUGUGUAAUUUUUUUAAUGUGUAUAUUUUAUUUACAGAUUGCCACAAUGGAAGAUGGCAAGGAGACUGUCAGUAUUUUAAAUACUGAAGCUUUGGAUGAUACAAGCGAUGUGCAAUCAAUUGUCACUAUUCCUGAUGAGUAACCAACUCAAUCUACAUCCGGCUGCAAUAAACGGAGGAGCUCUGAUGAUGAAAAAACUUUGAAUAAAAUAGCAAAAACUGAACCGGGAGACAUCGGUAAAGGAAAAAGCUAUUGGAAAAACAUGGAAAGCGUUUUGGCCGUACUUCGAUUAAGAAGAAGAACAAUGAUGAAUCAAUCACCCACCCAUUUUCAUAUUUAGAUUUAGCUUCCUUUAAGUUAAAUCAACAAGGGUAUCUGAUUGAAAGAAAAGUUUGGGUUAGGCCAAAAAGUUCUCAAUGGUUUAAUGAGAUUUUUACUCAAAUGGAGGAAUGUGAAUUUAAAGAGCAUUUUCGAGUAAAUCGUAACACAUUUAAUUUCCUAGUUAAUGAAUUGCAUCCACAUUUAGGCAAAACUACCACAACUAUGCGAGAACCUAUUUCAGUAGUAAAACGUGUUGCAGUUGCAUUACAUUAUCUAGCUUCAUGUGAAGAGUAUCGUGUUGUGUCUAGCCUUUUUGGCAUAGGAAAGUCAACAGCAAAUUUAAUUGUUCAUGAAUUUAUUAAUGCUGUUAAUGACAUUUUGCUCCCUAAAUAUGUUAAAUUUCGAUUGUCAGUGGAAAAUUUAAAUAAACAUAGUAGAGAUUUCGAAGCUAUUCUUGGUUUUCAACAAUGCGUUGGAGCUGUUGAUGGAUGCCACAUCCCUAUUUCAGCCCCUAAAGAUUAAGCAACUUCUUAUUAUAAUUAUAAAGGGUGGUAUUCCAUUGUACUUUUUGCCGUUGUAGACAGUCGAUACCGUUUCAUUUAUACAAGUGUUGGAUCGCCUGGUAGAAAUAAUGACAGCUAUAUUUUGCAGAAUUCUUCUUUGAAAGAAAUUUUAGAAUCAAAUCUAUUUGAUAAAUGUUGUAAAGAGCUGGGCGAUUCUCUUGUUCCACUAUGUUUGAUAGGUGAUUCAGCAUUUCCUUUAACGCGUUAUUUCUUAAAACCUUAUCCUGAAAAUUUGGAGCAUAGUGAAAUUCAAAAAAAUUUCAACAAAAUACUUUGCGGAGCUAGAAGAGUAGUUGAGAAUGCCUUUGGGCGCGUUAAAGCUCGAUUCCGUGUAAUUUGCAAACGUAUGGAAUGCGAUAUUAACUUUGCUACAAGAAUUGUUAAUGCUUGCGUCACUCUUCACAACAUUUGUGAAUAUUAUGACGAUAUUAUUAUAAUAGAAUGGCUUCUGCAUCAUCAUGAUGACAGUCUAGCUCAACCCAAUACAGUUUCUACAACUGGGAAUAAUGGACCAGGAAAAAAUGUUCGUGACUCAAUUGCUAAAUACCUUUAUGAAAGGGACAAGUAAAGUAGUAAUAAUAUCAUUUUAUUUAUAAAGUAGUAAUAAUAUCAUUUAUUAUUUAAAGUUUUAGCUGUAAUAUGGUUAUGUAUUUAGUAGUUUUGAACUAAACUUACUUUCCUUGAGGUUAUCAAAUGUGUCUAAAUAAAUAAAUAUUAAAUAUGUAUGAACACAAAA
Molecule: messenger RNA, 2256 nt
Organism: Hydra vulgaris (swiftwater hydra)
Lineage: Eukaryota; Metazoa; Cnidaria; Hydrozoa; Anthoathecata; Hydridae
Source: RefSeq, a predicted model, not a curated record